GCUACCUAACUGCUCUUGCUUUACAAGUUAGCAAUUAGCAUGAAACGCUUAGUAGCCAUGCCUCAAGUUCUGUGGUUUCUCCUUGCUAGCACACUAGCAAUUUCCCAUCUGGCAGUGGCCACGCCCGUGCCAUCUCCAAUGCUGGGAUCGCGUUGCCCUAACAUGUGCGGCGACGUAGAGGUUCCCUACCCCUUUGGCAUCGGAGCCAACUGUUCCCGGCCAGGCUAUGACUACUUCACAGUUGAUUGUAACCACAGCUUUAACCCUCCGAGACCAUACACUGGUAGCCUGGAGAUCAUCAGCAUAUCAUUGGAUGCCGGCGAGGUGCGUGUGGCCGCCCCUGUUUCUUAUAUCUGCUACACGUCGUCCAACACCUUCCAAUCCAGCCAAGGCUUCGUUUGGAAAGUCAACGCCCCGUAUCUCAUCUCGACUGCGAGAAACUUCUUCACGGUCAUCGGCUGCAACACCCUGGCGUAUCUGCAAGGCCGGGACGAUUGGAGCUACUACACCGGCUGCAUCACCUCCUGCGAAAACUUGGAGGAGGCAGCCCGCAAUGGCGAGGAGUGCACUGGUCUCGGCUGCUGCCAGACGCUCAUCUCGAGAAACCUUAGCACGAUUGGGGUCAACUGGAACAACGGCACCAGAUCCAUCAAUCCUGCGUGGAGCUACAGCCCUUGUAGCUACGCCAUCCUGGCCGAGAAAGGCAGGUACAAGUUCAAUCCGAGAGACCUCGUUCGUGAUGAGAACGACAGCUUUGCUAGCUGGGUUGCAAAGGAAAAGAUCCCGAUGGUGCUUGACUGGGCCAUCAGGGGUAAUGGCUCUUGCCGACCCCCAGCAAAGGACGCAGGUCCUUUGGCAAAAUUGACAGCUCCUGAUUGUGUCAGUGAACACAGCUUCUGUGUUAAUGCCACACAAGGGCCUGGGUACCUAUGCAACUGUUCCGAGGGAUACAGGGGCAAUCCCUACACCAUCGGGGGAUGCACAAAUAUUAAUGAGUGCCAAGAAUAUGACAAUCCUUGUCACAGUAGUAGCACCUGCCAUGAUACACUAGGUGAUUACAAGUGCAAAUGCAAAUUUGGACUAAAAGGAGAUGGCAAAAGUGACAACGGAUGCCAGCCUAUAUUUCCACCAUGGGCAAUAGCGAUCAUAGCAACAUUUGCUAUCGUCGUGGUAGCAUGUUUCGUGAUUAUGGACGUUAAAAGACGAAAGCAAAGGAGGUUUUUUGACAAAAAUGGUGGUGAGAUACUGAAGAGCAUGGGUAUAAACAUCUUCACCGAGCAGCAGCUGAAGAAGAUCACAAACAGCUACAAAGAAACUAUAGGAGAAGGCGCCUUUGGCAAGGUCUACAUAGGGACCAUUGAUGAAGGCACCCAACGGGUCGCGGUUAAGCGUGCCUCUGUGAAAGGCGAGGCGCUUCCGCAGGAGGAAUUCGUGAAUGAGAUCACCUUCCAGUUCCGGAUCAGCCAUGCAAACCUAGUGCGCCUCGUUGGGUGCUGCCUUGAGACAGACGUUCCCAUGCUGGUCUUUGAGUUCAUCUCAAAGGGAAGCCUGUUCAACGUGCUACACGGUGCUGAUGAUCAAGAGGCACUCAGGCUGCUUGAGCGCGUAGACAUUGCCAUUGGCUCUGCAGAAGCUCUCGCUUACAUGCACUCACAUGGUGGCCACAACCACGUACAUGGGGACAUCAAGUCUGGAAAUAUCCUCCUCAGUGAUGAUCUUACGCCCAAGGUCUCUGACUUUGGGUCAUCCAAGCUCGUGUCUGUUGCCAGCAUGUACUCCAAGUGGUGCGUGUCGGGGGACAUGAGCUACAUAGACCCAGUAUACAUAAAAUCUGGCCGUUUCACAGAGAAGAGCGACGUGUACAGCUUUGGUGUCGUGCUCCUGGAACUCAUCACGAGGAAGAAAGCCAAGUACGGUGACAACAGCCUCCCUCUAGACUUCGUCAAGUGCUGCAAGGAGGAGGGCAAUGGAAGGAAGUUGUACGACAGAGACAUCUUGUCUGAUGAUGAUGCUCAGGCUCAUCGUCAUAUGGAGUGCCUUGACAGGAUCGGCGCACUCGCGGUUCGAUGUCUCAAGGAAGAUGUGGAUGAGAGACCGACCAUGGCAGAGGUGCUGGAUGAGCUUAAGCAAGUGAAGGCAAUAGCCAGCGGAGGCUCAUCAGGUUCUGUGGCAAGCUAAAGACAGGUAGAUGAUGAAGCACUCAAGCUAUAGCUGGUACUACUUUAUACUAGCACUCAAGCUCAUCUUUAUCAUUAACGUGUUGAUGAUUGUAUUGAACACUAUGGGUUGUACAUUCAUGAGUAAUGCUAUUUUCUUGUA
Messenger RNA from Setaria italica (foxtail millet), 2319 nucleotides. Its product is annotated as wall-associated receptor kinase 4. Gene Ontology annotation, molecular function: calcium ion binding; ATP binding; polysaccharide binding. The record is from RefSeq and is a predicted model, not a curated record. The transcript is spliced from 4 exons. Gene Ontology annotation, biological process: cell surface receptor signaling pathway; protein phosphorylation. NCBI's taxonomy places the organism in Eukaryota, Viridiplantae, Streptophyta, Magnoliopsida, Poales, Poaceae. The coding region runs from base 40 to 2178 and encodes 712 amino acids. Gene Ontology annotation, cellular component: plasma membrane.